AUGCUGGAAGUCAUCAGCAAUCAGCUGUCGUGUAAACAACCCGGCAGAUACCGAACCGACUUACCAGCAACGGCGGUGGUUAUUUGCUUCCAUAACGAAGCCUGGUCGGUUCUGCUGAGGACGGUUCACUCGGUACUGGAUAGAUCGCCGGAGCACCUCAUUCAGGAAAUUAUCCUCGUCGACGAUUACUCCGACAUGCCUCAUCUAAAGAGGCAGCUGUUAGACUAUAUGAUGAACUACCCGAAAGUUAAAAUAAUCCGGGCGUCAAAGCGUGAAGGAUUAAUCCGCGCCCGUCUGUUGGGAGCUGCCGCUGCUACAGCACCUGUUCUCACCUACCUAGACAGCCAUUGCGAAUGCACUGAAGGGUGGUUAGAACCCCUGCUGGACCGGAUUGCCAGGGAUCCAACCACGGUUGUCUGUCCUGUGAUCGACGUUAUCGACGACACUACUUUAGAAUACCACUGGCGCGAUUCUGGUGGUGUUAAUGUCGGGGGGUUUGACUGGAACCUCCAGUUCAACUGGCAUGCAGUCCCGGAACGUGAGAAAAAGCGGCACAAAAAUUCAGCAGAACCUGUUUGGUCGCCGACGAUGGCUGGUGGUCUGUUCGCAAUCGAUCGGGCCUUCUUUGAACGGCUUGGAACUUACGAUAGCGGCUUUGACAUUUGGGGUGGUGAAAAUUUAGAACUCUCUUUUAAAACUUGGAUGUGUGGAGGUACUUUAGAAAUAGUACCGUGCUCGCAUGUUGGUCACAUCUUCAGAAAGCGCUCGCCAUACAAAUGGAGAAGUGGAGUAAACGUGCUCAAGAGAAAUAGCAUUAGACUGAGUGAGGUGUGGCUAGAUGAAUAUGCACAGUAUUAUUAUCAACGUAUAGGUCAUGAUAAGGGUAAUUAUGGAGACGUAUCAGAGCGUAAGCAGCUGAGAAGUAAACUUGGGUGUAAGUCAUUCAAAUGGUACCUCGACAACGUCUACCCGGAGCUGUUUAUUCCAGGAGAAGCAGUCGCUUCAGGCGAGAUCCGGAAUCUCGGCGAAGGUGGAAAUACUUGUUUGGAUUCACCAGCUCGUAAGUCCGAUUUACACAAACCAGUGGGUUUGUAUCCUUGCCAUCGACAAGGAGGCAACCAGAUAAGAAACCUCGAUAAAGAGGUGUGUAUAGACUCGUCAGGAAAACCCGAAGACCUUCACCAACCGGUAGGACUCUGGCCUUGUCACCGUCAAGGCGGUAACCAGUACUGGAUGCUGAGUAAAAUUGGAGAAAUCCGUCGAGAUGAGUCAUGCCUGGAUUACAGCGGUACUGAUGUCAUCUUAUAUCCUUGUCACGGAAGCAAAGGAAACCAACAAUGGAUUUAUAACUCUCAGACGAAACAAAUAAGACACGGAAGCAGUGACAAAUGUAUGUCAAUAACAGAAAGCAAACAACGACUUCUAAUGGAAGAAUGUUCACCUAGCGCGCCUCGGCAAAGAUGGUCUCUAGAAAACUACAAUCCAUCAAAACUGUGA
Messenger RNA from Cotesia congregata, 1497 nucleotides. The record is from the annotation of a GenBank genome assembly. NCBI's taxonomy places the organism in Eukaryota, Metazoa, Arthropoda, Insecta, Hymenoptera, Braconidae.